Messenger RNA from Bombina bombina (fire-bellied toad), 1365 nucleotides. RefSeq names its product pygopus homolog 1-like. NCBI's taxonomy places the organism in Eukaryota, Metazoa, Chordata, Amphibia, Anura, Bombinatoridae. The record is from RefSeq and is a predicted model, not a curated record. The transcript has a single exon.
AUGGAUAAAGCUCUGUGGGACACAGCAGGAGACGAAAGUGACUUUGAUGGGUUAGUUAGACCAGUUGUGCUGCUAGGAAGUCCUGAUAAGAAGAAGCACAGAUCUAGUACAUAGGGAAUUUCCUUUUCUUCUCAAUCAGAGUAUGCUCCACCAACAAAUACAAGUUCAGAUGUUCUUAUUGCUUCCAAUCCUUUCGAUGAUGAAUACACCAUAUCACCGCCCUUUGGGAAUCCUUAUUUCCAUAAAACUGGAUAUUCUGCUGUUAGGAAUUAUACUUUUAGAAUGCCUACCAGCAUGCCACACAGAAUGUUGUCUCAGUUUUCUGGAUCCUAUACUUUCAGAAAUCAAUCCCCAUCAUUCCCAGAAGACAGAAUGGUGAUGACAUUUGGCAAACCUCGCCUAUUUAAUACGGGUUUACAGAAUAACAUAAACUAUGAUAAAGAACUCUUUACUAACAGGAGUGGUCAAACUAUUACUCUGCCAGGACAGCACUUUAGAACAAAUCGUCAAGACUUCAGUACUAUGACCGCACACAACUCUAUGCCAAUUUACAACUUUGAGACAAUUUCUAAUAAAGGCAUGGGGAUGGAAAGCAGCAAUCCAUAUACUGAUUAAAAAAAUCACUUUCUUCAUACAAGAAUAUCUACUUCAAGGGCAGACUUUUCACCAGAAUUUUAUAAAAAUGCUAAUCAGAGUUCCACACCACAUACAGUCUCGGAUGGAAUAAUUCAUUUUUCUUCUGAAGCCAAUCCAAAGAGCCGUAAAAAACAAUUAAUUGGUACAGAAAAUGUGCAGCCUAAAAUUGAUCAACUUGUUAAUGGUGGCCAUACUAAUGGAACUCGAAAGCAUCAAGCACCUAGAGUGGCUAAAGAUGAUGUAACCGCUAAUGAAAAAUGUAACAGGUGGCUUCUCAAUUCUUCUUAUAGCAGCAGUUUACCCUGCAACACUUUAUAUUCUUGUGCUGUAUGUACUAAUGAUAUUCAUGAUGUCCAGGAUGCUGUAAGGUGUGAAGCAUCGUGUUUGAAAUAGUUUCACCGAACCUGCACUGGGAUGACUGAAACAGCUUAUGCACUUCUAACCGCUGAAUCCUCUGCCAUUUGGGUUUGUGACUCUUGCUUUUCCACAAAAGACAUCCAGCUAUUACGCACCAGUAAAAAUAUAAGUUGAGGUUGAUGGAUGUUUGACAUUUAACCUAUGUUUAUUCUUAUUUUGUGAAGUAAUAAGGUACUACAGAGUGUCCUAGCUAUUUCUGCUUUAUGUUGCAGCAGCAGUUCAUGAUUGGGUACACCUGUUAGAAAUGCUCUUUGCUAGAAUAUAUGAACAAACAUAUAGAGCGUUAAUGCAAGUUGUAUAAAAUUAAGGCCU